Messenger RNA from Capronia coronata CBS 617.96, 3282 nucleotides. RefSeq lists its product as uncharacterized. Gene Ontology annotation, molecular function: zinc ion binding; DNA-binding transcription factor activity, RNA polymerase II-specific. The transcript has a single exon. Lineage: Eukaryota; Fungi; Ascomycota; Eurotiomycetes; Chaetothyriales; Herpotrichiellaceae. The record is from RefSeq and is a predicted model, not a curated record. Bases 1 to 3282 code for a protein of 1093 amino acids. Gene Ontology annotation, biological process: regulation of DNA-templated transcription.
AUGGCUUCAACGGCUACCUCUCAGACCGAGCCUACGUCUUCUGGGUAUUCCAAAACCGCACGGCGGCAAUACCAGAGUUGCGAUCAAUGCCGCAAAAGCAGGCGAGCCUGCGAUGCUGGAACACUGAGAGUGGUCAACUUCCCCUUCGCCGAGGACGACACUGUCUCGGCUACGUUUCCUACUUGUGAAGCAUGUUCCAACUGUGCGAAGAGCGGGAAGAAGUGUUCUUUUGACUGGCUUCGUACUCUUCCGCUACAUGGCCUUCCGAAGGGCAUCAAGAGGAAGCUCGAGUUGACCGGCUUUCCAGAGCCGGCCGACGCUCGAUCCAAUCCAGCAUCUGAGACGCAUAUUCGUCCAUCGCUUAUCGCUUCUCCUUCUCUUCCACGGGACUCCUCAUCAUCGUCGAUUGAGUCGAUACCGGCGUUUAUUCCUGAGUCCAACGAGAAUGUCGAGGGCCAGUCCCUGGCGCACGCGAAGUACACGCAUUCGCCGUACUCCAGUUUCGGUCAUGAGACAACUGUUUACAAUCCGUCUCCCAACGUUCCUGAUAUUUACCUCACACCCAAUGCUGCUCCCAAUGGGCCUUCUCCCACCUCCCAGAAGACAGCAAACAUUUCUCCUCAUGCUCUGUCUGUAUCGACCAAACCCAGCAUCCGAUGGAGCGUUCCUACUUUCAACCGCUACGACACGUCAUCUUCCUCUGCAAGCUCCAGGUCCCUCGAUUCUAGAACCACGACGUUCAGUUCCCAGGCCGCUCGCAGUGCGUCUUCAAUCUGCUCAGAUUCAAGUCGCGAACAGGAAAGCGCAGACACGUCCUCACCAAAGCAAGUCAGAUGUAUCGCUCAGCCUGGACGAACAUGCGAUCCUCUCCCCAAGAAGACAUCCUCAUCAGCAUUGCCACCCAGCACCUCACCCGCAUCGGCAGCCAUUGCCACAGCAUCAAGACGUCCUUCAAUUAGUUCCGCGCUGCCUACGAACGGACGUUCGACUCCAUUAUCACCACACCAAGUACGGUUUGCUGAUGGGGCCAUGAAGAGCAUGAUCGCAACCGGUCUACUUCGCAUCUACCACGACAGCUUCGAGAACGCAUUGUCAUGUUGGGUGACUGAACGGAAUUGUCCUUACGAGACUGAACUUCAUGACCUGAUUGCCCAACCAAACGAUUGUUCAGCAGCUGACGAAGCGGCUUUCCGACUGGGUGACAACCGGAUCUUUUCCCGGGUUUCUCGACUGGACUCGGCCUUUGCCCAGCUACGAGGACGAGAUCUGACCAUGGUAGAGAACCGGACUGCUUCCAAGGCCCUGAACGCUGCCAUCAUGGCUUUUGCCAGUCAAUGGUCGCACAGCUCACACAACAGUUUUUGGAAGAGCAAAGAGGGCAGGACGCAAAUGAAGGCUUGGCAGAGCAGGUCGAGGAACGAAGUGCCAGACUCGGCCGCUGGAACGUCGGACCCUAUCCUGUCGAGUGAAUGCGAACGGCUGAUCCAGAAGACACUAUGGCAUGAAGCGCGCACAGCCAUUCAGGCCACCACGGAGAUCGAUUCGUUCAAAGUCAUACUCGCACACAUGAUCUUUGCGCUUACACAAAGACCUCUUGAUGACGGACCCCGAUCGCCGAAGCCUCCGGAUUCAACCAAAGUGCCAGAUGGCAAUACCGGCGGUGGUCGAGCCAGUCACGGGGGCCCUUCAGCAGACGGGGGAUAUGCACAAUCCGUUGAUUUACUCGUCAACGAGGAUUGGGACCCGUUCUCCACCAGCGACCUUGAAACGAUAUCCUCGCCUGCUGUGUAUCUCGAGACCGCGGUGCGCAAUCUAUUCUCCUGGAGACGCAAGAUCGAACGACAUCGAAGGAAACGGAUGCGGUCAUGCAGAACCCAAGCUGGCGAUCCACCACGCUCCCGACCAUUGGGCGCAGUGGCCGUGAGGGACCAACAGACGUUCAACAUUCUAUUCUGGCUUGGGAUAAUGUGCGACACGACUUCGUCGGCCAUCACUAAGCGGCCUCUGAUCAUUCCUGACGAGGACUGCGCCAUGAUUCGAGACAAGAUGCAUGGGGUGGUACACGAUGGCCAACACGCAAACAACAAUGAGACCACCUCGGCUUCGAACCGAGGCAGUAUUGACCUCAGCGAUGACUUUGGGCUCGGACUCGGACUCGGCAUCAACGUCAACGCUGGUCAUGGUGUCAAUGUCGGUGUUCUCGAUGCAGAAGGCUCGAUUGCAUCCACGGAGCACUGUCACCCCAACGGCCCGUCUCCCACUGACAACGAUCUCUGGGGCGACUACCUGCUAAAAUUCAACUGGGCCGGCCCGCGCCCAACCCCACCGCGCUGGCCCUGCACGUUUGACCAAGCGGCGCUCGUGCUACAAGAAGCCAUCCCGGUCAAAGUGCUCCUGUACCGCAAAGUCAGCCAGCUCCAAACGCUGGCCUACCGCCGCAGCCCGGCCCAUCUACUGGAGAAGUGCAUCGAGGAAGCGCUCGCCGUGUACCAACACUGGAAUUCGACAUAUCAACCAUUCAUGCGCGACUGUGUGCACAUGCACGACCAACUCCCUGCGCGCGUGCAGUCGUGGUACGUGAUCCUCGACGGCCACUGGCAUUACGGAUGCCUGUUGCUCGCGGACGCCAUUGCCCAGGUGGAUCAAGACCAGCAGACGAUGGCGCCGCAGCGGACCUUGCGCGCGCGGUGUGGCUUGAUUGGCGAGCUGAGACGCGACAAUGCCACUGCGGUGGCGGACAUUGCGCGCGCCUCGCUGGCGGAACAUGCCCCUGAGGUUCCGGACAAUGCCGAUUUUUCAUUCGCCUGUAACGGUAGUGCGAUUCUCACGGAACCGUGGACCGAUGUUCUUGUUCGGGCGAUGGGGAGUGCUUGUCAGGUUUUUAUGGAUGGUCUGGCUCGAUGGGAUGACAGGGCUCUCGAUCGUGGGUUUGGCACGACCAGAGAAGCAUCUUCGAAUGGUGACUGGGUCAUGGGUGGUACAGGUGGAGGUGGAGGUGGAGGUGGUGGGGGUAGGUCGGGUGAUGUCGACUACGACGACUCGAUCGCAAAAGCCGAGAUCUGUAUUCAAGGCAUGGUCCUCCUGGGACGGAAGUCUGACGCGGCCAACCGCACGGCCGAGAUCUUUUGGGCGAGGCUGAACAAGGUUGUUUCUGCUGGACGACGGUCGAUGCCACGAGAGGACUAUGUUCAGCAGGGGAAACAGCCUUCGAGCCUCAGAGAAGAUCUAGUGGCAGGACUGGACUUGAAUUUCUUGUCUACGCCACAUUCGAUCCGGUGUUAA